This is a messenger RNA of Dendronephthya gigantea, 3184 nucleotides long. Its product is annotated as probable Na(+)/H(+) antiporter nhx-9. The coding region runs from base 156 to 2549 and encodes 797 amino acids. Gene Ontology annotation, molecular function: sodium:proton antiporter activity. Gene Ontology annotation, biological process: proton transmembrane transport; regulation of pH; sodium ion transport. NCBI's taxonomy places the organism in Eukaryota, Metazoa, Cnidaria, Anthozoa, Malacalcyonacea, Nephtheidae. Gene Ontology annotation, cellular component: membrane. The record is from RefSeq and is a predicted model, not a curated record. The transcript has 22 exons.
CUCUCAGUGAGUCAUCAGUGAUAACAAACAGGAAUUUAUUUAUGUCAGAUGUGCCCCCUUUCAUAAUCAUUUGGUGCUCUAUUAUAAUAUUUAGAUAAGCCAUAGAUAAACAUCCAAAGACGACAGUGAUGGCUUGAGUUUGGAAUUUAUUAAAAAUGGAACGUAAUCUCGCUGGCACACCGUGUUUCUUGGGCAUAUUAUUGCUAAUAUGGUUUCAGUUUUGUAUGGUUGAUGUUGUUCAUUCCAGGUCCAUACGAAAUAUGACUGAAUUCAGGAACAAUCGUAGCAGACAUAACGAAGUGCACAAGAUUAAAGUUGCCAAGUUCGACUUUGAGUAUAUAGCUACACCUUUUAUUGUAACCGUUUGGGUGCUGCUUGCAAGUUUAUUAAAAGUUGUAUUCCAUAUGACUGAAAGAUUGUCCAAAGUAUUUCCAGAGUCAUGCAUGGUUAUAUUACUUGGAGUUCUUCUUGGCUGGAUAUUAAAGGUGUCAGGUUUCCAAAAUGUAGCGACAAUUCAAUUUUUUAAUUCUAGAAUUUUCUUUCUGUUUCUAUUACCACCGAUCGUAUUAGAUGCUGGAUAUUUCCUCCACACUCGAGCAUUCUUUGAUAAUAUAGGAACAAUACUUCUUUAUGCUGUGGUGGGAACCAUAUUCAACACAUUCACUGUUGGGUUAACUCUUUAUGCCACAACGGACCUUGGUAUAAAUCUUCUUCAAAUGUUAUUGUUUUCAUGUCUCAUUGCUGCUGUUGAUCCUGUUGCAGUUCUUGCUGUGUUUGAAGAAGUUCAUGUCAAUGAAGUGUUGUAUAUCCUGGUGUUUGGUGAAUCAUUACUAAAUGAUGCUGUAACAGUUGUACUAUAUCGACUUUUUGAAGCCUUGGUUAGCCAACCAUCUGUUUCUGUUGAAGAGGUUUUCAUAGGAGUUGCAGCAUUCUUUGUGGUCAGUAUCGGUGGAAUGAUUAUUGGAGUAUUUUGGGCAUUUUUGACAGCAUUCCUAACGAAAUUCACUGACCAUGUUAGAGUUUUGGAACCAAUCUUUGUUGUAUGUAUGUGCUACAUGUCAUAUUUAACUGCAGAACUUUUUCACUUCUCUGGAAUCAUCAGUAUUGUCACAUGCGCUAUAGUCAUGAAAUCAUAUGUUGAAGCUAAUAUCUCACAAAAAUCAAGAAUUCCAAUGAAAUAUUUUAUGAAGAUGGCAAGUGGUCUUUCAGAUACAAUCAUCUUCAUGAUGUUGGGAGUAGUUCUGUUCGAACACGAACUCGAGUUUCAUGCUUCAUUCGUAUUCCUGACGAUAUUCUUCAUUUUUGUAUAUCGUUGUGUAGGCGUUGUCCUUCUUACUUGGUUGGCAAACAAAUUGCGAUUAAACAAAUUGGGGAAAGUAGAUCAGUUUAUCAUGGCUUAUGGCGGUCUUCGGGGUGCAGUGUCAUUCUCAUUGGCUACUGUUUUAGACGAUGAAAACGUUGCCGAUAAGAAGGAGAUUUUGAUAACCACUACCAUUGCUGUCGUUUUCUUCACAGUCUUUGUUCAGGGAAUCACAAUCAAACCGCUGGUAAAUUUGUUGAAAGUCAAACGUUCUGUAAAGAGAAAAGAAGUAAUGCUGGGUGAAGUCAACGAUAAGAUGCUUGAUCAUUUACUUGGCGGGGUUCAAGAUGUCAUUCAACAUCGAGGUCGAUACUAUUGGAAGAAUCUUUACCAGUAUGUUGAUUUGAAAUACCUGCGCCCGUGGUUCAUGCGCAACCGUUCAGAUCAACAGGCCAUAGAUGAGACUGUUUUAAUGGUCUACAGGAAGAUAUCUUCACGAGAAGUAGGGCCGCCCGAGUAUAAACGUGAAACCAGUGAUCCGAAUGAGGAGCCUGACGAAUUCGAACAUGUUGUCAAAGAUCGACGCCGCUCUUCAGGUGUUUCCCAACCGGAAGAAUGUGAGGGGUUUAAAAAUGUUGUCCAGCAUGUCCAGCUAGCUAUGCUACUUGCAAAACCACAAAAGGGGACUCGCAGAUUUUCAAAAAACAAUAUUGCAGAAGAAUCUGACAUCUGCGAGGAAGCUUUAAGGUUGAGAAGACGCUCUCAGGCCCAGCAAAUGCCCCGUUCAGUUAUCUCCAGAAAAGUCUCCCGCGAGCAACAGAGAGAUCUCGAGGAAAGCGGUACACAUGAACAAAAUGUCAGUACCCACCACAAACGGCAUCAUCGCAAACCCCACCACAAACAUCGAAAACAUGGACGCCAUCACGGCAAGCAUCAGAAAGUUUGUAAACAACUCAGCGACAUCCCUGAAAGUCCUUCAUCCGAUCAUCCACCUGGUGCAGAUACCCCAUCGGGAAGAUAUUCACCCUCGGGACCUGAUGCGCGAGGUGAUAACGCAGAUGGAAGUGAUCAUGAUAUGAAAUCGGCGUCAGACGCAGAACGCGAAGAUUUAUUGCCAAAGUUAGCUGACUUAGAACCCAGUUCUCCUCGACUGGAUAUGAACUUUGGAGGCUUAUCUGAGCCUUCAGUGUCUACACAAGGCAGUUUCUCAGCGGCGGCGGAAGACGGUGUUGAUGAAACUGUCAUGUAACAAUGUUAAUGUUGUUAUGCACUGACCAGUUGUGGUACAUUCCACUAGGAUUCCACAGGAGGGUGAAAGCGCUGUUAAGGGUUCACUGGUUCACACAUACAAUUUUUCAGUUUUCAUUUUAUUUUAUGGGAGCAUUUUCUUUUUCUAAAUUUUGACCAUCUGCAAUAAUAGUCUUCAUAGAAAAAGAUACCAUUCGAACUUGGUGUGUCAUUGUGUGCAGUGAGCUUUGCACCAUGGUAUGGAGUUAGGGAGGGGACAAAAUUCGUUUUAGUUACGUAGGGCUGGUUAACAGUUCGUCGAGUACCACUGAAAUGGUGUCUCUUCAUUGGGAAAUAUAUUGGUGAUAUUUUGGUAAUAUUUGUUUUAAAAAAACAUCAAAAUUAAGAACCCUCUUUCAAGCGAGCGCAUUAUUUGUCUUAGCAAUAAUUCAUCAGAAUGUACCUUCGCCAUAUUUCUAUAAUCUAGUUAUUAGAAUUUACAGGAAGGUCGGUAGUCGGUACAAUAGAAAUCCAAUAAACAGGAUGGUUUCUUUUAAUUUAUACCUCACGUAGGCAUACUUUGUUCUAAACAACGUUAACCAAUAGGUUUUAGGAAGAAUAUUUUCAUAUAGUUUUAGAUGUACAUAUUUUGUCAAA